AUGCUUGGUCUAACUGAUGUACCAAAUAAUUUCACAGAGGAAGACAUCAACUCAAUUACAUCUGCAAAGGCGUUUGCAUUACGAGUGAGACCACAAUUGCAAGCUGCUAAUCCGAAGGCACUUUUUACAAAGUUGCAGCAGCUAGUUCAGGCAAAAUAUCGAGAAUUCCAGGAAGAGAUGGCAGCGCAAGGGCGACCGAUUGGUUCAGUGAAGAAGUCACGUUCAUCAACAUCUGGUGAUAAAGUUGUUGCACCGAUCAAAAUUCGAAUAAGUGCUAGAAAGAAGCGACGUAACGACGAUGAUGAUGAUGACAUUAAUCAAGAUAGUGACCAAGAAUUUGAGCAUCUGUUGAAAGAGCAUGAAAAACAGUUGGAUGAAGAAGAACGAGAAAAGGAAGAGCGUCGAGCUGCACGAGCUCGUUCAGCAAAGAAAAAGGGAAAGAAAAAGAAAGGCGAAGAUGGAUAUGAGAGAAGCGAUACUAACGGUAACUCAUUGCAGACGGAUCAUCAGGAUUAUUGUGAAGUUUGUCAGCAGGGAGGAGAGAUAAUAUUAUGUGACACAUGCCCGAAAGCUUAUCACAUGGUUUGUCUAGAUCCGGACAUGGAAGAGCCUCCGGAAGGGCGUUGGUCUUGUCCAACCUGUGAAUCAACAGGAGCACCAAAAGAGGAUGAAGAGGAAAAGAAAGUUACUACAAAUAUGGAGUACUGUCGUACUUGCAAGGAAGGAGGUUGGUUGUUGUGCUGUGAUACAUGUCCCAGUUCGUAUCAUGCCUACUGUUUGAACCCGUCACUAACGGAAAUACCGGAAGGUGAUUGGUCAUGUCCGCGUUGCUUGUGCCCAGAACCAAAGAAUCGUCCUGAAAAAUGUCUUUCUUGGCGGUGGAUUGAAAUUGUUUAUCCACCACCAAUGACUGAAGAAGAAUUAAAGGAACUAGAAGGACAAGAGAGUGGUCGAAAAAUAGCUCUGAAGCCUCCUAAGGAACUCGCAAAUCGUAGAGAACGUGAACUUUUCAUAAAAUGGAAAUAUAUGAGUUACUGGCAUUGCGAGUGGGUGAAUGAAAUGGUCCUCGAUGUACACUUUACGCAGUUUCUUCGGAUGUACUGGAGAAAAAUGGAUCCGGAGACACCUCCUGAAGUAGAUGAUGGGAGCCAGGAAGAUCUACAAAGUGGAAAAAUCGAAAAAAAGGAUAAAGAAAAUGAUCCUCACAAUCUUGAAGAACGAUUUUAUCGUUAUGGCAUCAAACCGGAAUGGAUGCAAGUACAACGAAUCAUCAAUCACGUACAAUAUGGGAAAACGCAGUUUGAUUAUUUGGUUAAGUGGAGAGAGUUAGUUUAUGAGCAGGCUACCUGGGAGCGUGAUGACUUCGAUAUUAUGGGUUAUGAAGAUGCUAUCAUCAAAUAUUGGGCACAUAGGCAGCGUAUGAACGGAGAUAUUUUACCGAAGCACAUAGCAAAAAAAUUAGCAGCGAAGAAAGUUGAAGAAGGUAAAGACAAGGACGACGAGGAGGAAGAAGAAUGUAAAAAAAAGAAAAAGAAGGAACCGAAAACAGAUCUUCGAAAGAAAUAUGAAACGCAACCGGAUUUCAUAACAGAAACAGGUGGUAAGUUGCAUGACUACCAGCUGGAAGGCAUCAAUUGGUUGCGACACUGCUGGUCACAGGGGACAGAUGCGAUUUUGGCCGACGAGAUGGGUCUCGGCAAAACUAUUCAGUCAAUGGUUUUCCUAUAUUCACUAGUGAAAGAAGGGCAUACACGUGGUCCAUUCCUGGUGGCUGCUCCACUCUCAACACUAAUAAACUGGGAGCGAGAAGCAGAAUUCUGGUGCCCUGAUUUUUAUGUUGUAACAUAUGUUGGUGAUAAAGAUAGUCGUACUGUUAUCAGGGAACAUGAGUUUUCAUUCAUCGAAGGUGCCGUUCGAGGUGGUCCGAAACCUUCACGUCUGAAAACUGAUCAGGGAAUUAAAUUUCAUGUUUUGCUUACUUCAUAUGAACUGAUUAAUAUCGAUAAGUCUAUACUGUCAUCUAUUGAAUGGGCUGGAUUAGUGGUCGACGAAGCGCAUCGUUUGAAGAAUAAUCAAUCGUUGUUUUUUCGUACUUUGCGCGAUUUCCGAAUUAAUUAUCGAUUGCUUCUUACUGGUACUCCAUUGCAGAACAAUUUGGAGGAAUUGUUUCACUUACUAAAUUUCUUAUCACCUGACAGAUUCUACGAUAUGGAUUCAUUCACUCAUGAAUUUGCUGAAAUCUCGAAGGAAGAUCAAAUUCAGAAGCUACAUUCUCUGUUGGGACCGCAUAUGUUGCGUCGUUUGAAAGCUGAUGUGUUAUCGGGAAUGCCGUCCAAGAGUGAACUUAUUGUCCGUGUGGAGCUUUCUCCAAUGCAAAAGAAGUACUACAAGAAUAUUUUGACACGAAAUUUCGAAGCAUUAAGUCCGAAAGGAGGCGGUUCGCAAAUUUCCCUUAUCAAUAUUAUCAUGGAUCUCAAAAAAUGCUGCAAUCACCCCUAUUUAUUUCCUAAAGCUAGUAUAGAAGCGCCAAAAUUGAAAAAUGGCAUUUAUGAAGGUACUGCGCUGGUGAAGGCAUCAGGGAAAUUUGUACUGCUCCAGAAAAUGCUCAAAAAACUGAAAGAACAAGGACAUCGGGUUCUAAUUUUUUCCCAAAUGACCAAAAUGUUGGAUAUCAUGGAAGAUUUUUGUGAAAAUGAAGGUUACAAAUAUGAGCGUAUUGAUGGUUCAAUCACUGGUCAAGCGCGACAAGACGCAAUUGAUCGAUUCAAUGCCGCGAAUGCGCAGCAGUUCGUAUUCUUGUUGUCUACCAGAGCAGGUGGCCUUGGUAUUAAUUUGGCUACAGCUGACACUGUUAUCAUUUAUGAUUCGGACUGGAACCCACACAAUGAUAUCCAAGCUUUUAGCAGAGCUCAUCGUAUCGGGCAGCAGAAAAAAGUGUUGAUUUAUCGUUUCGUUACUCGAAAUUCCGUUGAAGAAAGAAUUACGUCAGUUGCCAAAAAGAAGAUGUUGCUGACUCAUCUUGUUGUUCGCGCUGGAAUUGGGCAGAAGGGGCCUUCUAUGAGCAAAAGCGAACUGGAUGAAGUACUGCGCUGGGGAACAGAAGAACUUUUCAAGGAAGAUGAAACAAUGGCUGCGGAAGGUGAACAAGGAGAGAAGAAAACAAGUGAACAAGAAAUUAUCUGGGACGACGAGGCAGUCGAUGCGCUAUUAGAUCGGUCUGCUGACGAUCCCAAGGAAAAGUCAGGCGAGAAAAAGGAACACUGGAGUAAUGAAUAUCUUUCUUCGUUCAAAGUUGCGCAAUACACCACUCGAGAAGCUGAUGAGGAAGAGCUUGAGGAUGAAGAUAAAACCGAAGUAAUAAAAGAAGCAGCACAAGAAGCAGAUCCAGACUACUGGGAGAAACUUCUUCGUCAUCAUUACGAGCAGGAACAAGAAACGCAGGCGCAGAAACUCGGUAAAGGAAAACGUGUUAGGAAGCAGGUUAAUUAUGCAUCAGAAAAUAUGCAGCAAGAUUGGCAACAAAUGAAUCCAAAUAAUGACGAUUUUUCGUCCUCAUACAGUGGUGAUAGUGGUCGUUCAGAUGGUGAAGGAGAGGAUGAUGAAUUUGACAGCACGCAACAAGGAAAGAAACGCCAUCGUGAUCGUGGUGAUGAAAAACUUCCUCCACUUCUUGCACGUGUAAAUGGCCAGUUGGAGGUUUUGGGUUUCAAUCCAAGACAACGACGAGCAUUUUAUAAUGCAGUUAUGCGCUGGGGCAUGCCUCCGCAAGAUACUUACCAAUCACAGUGGCUUGUACGAGAUUUGAAGGGUAAAUCGGAGCGUGCAUUUAAAGCAUACACGUCAUUAUUUAUGCGCCAUUUGUGUGAGCCUGGAGCAGAUUCUCAGGAAUCAUUUAAUGAUGGUGUACCUCGUGAAGGUUUGAACCGACAACAUGUCCUCACUCGGAUUGGAAUUAUGUCACUGAUCCGAAAGAAAGUCCAGGAAUUUGAAGCAAGUAAUGGUGAGUGGUCAAUGCCAGAGGCACGAGGAAGAGUAUCACAAACUACUGAAAGUGAAAAAGAAGGUUCGAACAGUAAAGCUGGCUCGAAAACGUCAAGUAGAAGUAACACACCUGCUCUGAAAGAAAGUGCUGCAUCGGGAGAAAACGUCGACAAAACUGAUAUAAAAAAUGACAAAGAAGCUGGAACAAUCAGGAAAGAAGGCGAGGAGGAAACUCCCAAACUGAAAGGUCCACGACCACCGUUCAAAUUCAACAUUGCUGAUGGUGGCUUUACUGAAUUGCAUACGCUGUGGUUGAAUGAGGAAAAAGCGGCUGUACCUGGCAAUGAAUUUGAAAUUUGGCACCGUCGACAUGAUUAUUGGCUCCUGGCGGGAAUUAUCACGUAUGGUUAUGGGCGAUAUCAAGAUUUACAGAAUGAUGUUCGUUUUUCAAUUAUCAAUGAACCAUUCCGCACGGAACAAGGGAAGGGAAAUUUCUUGGAAAUAAAGAAUAAAUUUUUGCAGAGACGUUAUAAGCUCUUGGAACAGGCUCUAGUUAUUGAAGAACAGUUGCGACGAGCAGCGUAUUUGAAUUUAACGCAAUCUAACACAGAUGGCACACAACAACUAAAUGAACGCUUCGCGGAUAUUGAAUGCUUAGCAGAAAGCCAUCAACACUUGGCUAGAGAGGGUAUGCAAGGCAGCAAAAAUGCAAGUGCAGUAUUGAAUCAGUUGGAGGAACUGCUGUCAGAUAUGAAAGCAGAUGUAUCAAGAUUGCCAGCAACACUAGCACGGUUGCGUCCUGUAACCGAACGUUUAGGGAUGACGGAAAGAGCGAUAUUAAGUCGAUUAACAACGCGUGAUCCGGAGGCAGCAUCGGGGAAAAGUCCAUUACCUCCACCUGGUCCAUUCGUUACUCCUACUCUUGGGCAGCAGCUCUCCGGGAUACAGCCAAAAUUUGCUGCUUUAUCAAGGAAAUCGAUGUCUGAAACAGUCACACGUGAAAAAAAUACAAAAAAAGGACAAGAGGAGAAAGAUAAAGAUGAAGAAAAAGCUAAGGAAGAGGAAGCCGUCUCUAAUAAAAAGGGAAAAGAUGAAAGUAGAAAUGAUGCAGUCAUCGAAAGUGAGGAAGUUAAGGACGAAAAUGUGAAAGAAACAAUAGAAGAUGAGCCAAUGGACUGUACAAUUUCCGGUAGCGCAACUGCUGUUACAUCUGAAAAGAUUGAAAAAGCAGAUGAUUCUGUGAUAGCUGAGUCAGAAAGUGCAAUCAAGACAACCGCCGAUGCAUAG
Messenger RNA from Loa loa (African eye worm), 5268 nucleotides. Its product is annotated as LET-418 protein. Gene Ontology annotation, molecular function: DNA binding; ATP binding; chromatin binding. The transcript is spliced from 31 exons. Gene Ontology annotation, biological process: chromatin remodeling; negative regulation of transcription by RNA polymerase II. NCBI's taxonomy places the organism in Eukaryota, Metazoa, Nematoda, Chromadorea, Rhabditida, Onchocercidae. Gene Ontology annotation, cellular component: chromatin; nucleus. Bases 1 to 5268 code for a protein of 1755 amino acids. The record is from RefSeq and is a predicted model, not a curated record.